GGAUCUGCUCAUGAUCAAAAGGAAGCUGCUAUCCAGCUGUUUCAGCAGCACAACUACGAAGAAGCGUUGAAAUUAUUUAAGCUGGCCCUCUUGCUUCAUCCUGAAGAUAGUUCUGCUUCGAAGUUCAGACGUUCUGUGGAGAGCCAUCAGGCAGCUGCUUAUUUCAAAUUAAGGCAGUACAGGAAAGCGCUUGAGGUUGGAGAGACGUCUUACAGGUCAAAUUCAUCUCUAAAAUCGACGGUGAGAUCAAGAAUAACAAGUAUUCUAGUGGAACCGAACCUCCAGUCUCGUACCUCAGGGGCGGAUCCAGGAUUUUUUUAGGAGGGGGUGCACUCGUCUCAACACUUCAACACCGAUAAAUCACAUAGUUUUUUUUAAUUUUUUUGCAGAAUACCAAUUUUAUUAGAAAACCGCAGGUCAUCCCGGGGGGGGGGGGGUGCGCACUAUCUGCACCCUUCCCCUAGAUCCGCCCCUGUACCUAGAUCACCCACGGUGUUUAGACAAACUGAACCGAGUGCGAUGAGAUUACAAAGAGCCCAAAACUACUUAAAUGUUUACUUUAGGGCGAAAGACUAUAAAGGGUCGCUCUGAACAGAGUAUGUUCUUGGUGUAUUUCUUGGAUCCUGUUUUUAUAGACCGGCAUGUUUGAUGUUUUGAGUCGCGGACAAUAUAGACCCCGGUCAGUCUAAAGACUAAACAGGAAAGUUUCAUUUCUUUUUAGAAAACUCUUAGAGCGUUUGUUGAUAAGAACGAUAAUAUGCCACUGCGAACUGCAAAUGCGUAUGUGGCGAACUCUGGCAAAACUGGGUGUUGCACUCUAGUUGAGAGCUGCCGGUCGCAUUUUGUUACAACGGCACAAUAGAAUAUUCAGAGUACGUGUAGGAGUCUUGCACUAGAGCCCGUAGCUUUUUCUCUGAUUAAAGAGUCCGUCAAACUUACUUCUCUCGUUGAAAAAACAACCGUACGUUUGCACGGGAAUACGCUGAGUAGGCAAAUUUUCGACAAACUGCACGUGGAAAUUGCGCACAAACGUAAAGUGUACAUGAAGCGUUGAUUACCUAAUGAAUAUUAUGGUAUUUUUUGCAAUGCUUAUGCGUGUUGCGUAUUGUUUUUUCUACAGGAAGAAGCAAAAAGGUGGAAAGAAAGAGGCAAUCAUCUCUCGAGGGAACCCGAUUCAGUGGAGCUAGCGAUCGCUUACUAUUCACUUGCACUUAGUUACACUCCACCAAAUGAAAGAGAUCUUAAAGCGACCAUUCUUUCAAACCGAUCUUUGAUGUACAAAAAGACAGGAAAAGAUGAGGAGGCGCUCCGUGAUGCCCAGCAGUGCGUGCAAAACAAUCCCAAUUGGGCAAAGGUAACUAAAUCAUAAGGCUCUCUUUUUUAUUUAAUUUGGCAAGCCACGGCACACCGAAUGUCGCAGGGGGAAAAGUGUUGCGAUUUGUUUCCAUUCGUGAAAAAUUUCGGGUUUGUUUCGGUGUACUGAAGAACCUGUACUUUUUCUUUGUUUCGCACCUUAUUUCUUACUUCUUACAUGACUCCGAGGCUCUAUGGACAAAAUUGGCAAAUUUUUCACGACUCCAUUCUCUCGCAAUUCCCAGAAAAGACUUGAGCUCAAAGGAAAGCGAAUCAAAUACAGAAAUACCGUAAAAUUCCGAAAAUAAGCCCCUCCAGAUGAGCCCCUCAAACUCGUAACGAGGGGGACAUGGGGGUUUACGGUAUUGCGGUAUUGGGCUUUUUUUCAUGCGGUAUUUCGGUAAUUUUAAUUUUAACGUGCGGUAUUGCGGUAUCAUCUAGCUCUGCGGUAUGCGGUUUUUCAUCAUUUUGACUGACGGUAUUCGGUGAAAUAAGAUUGUUCACGGUAUUACGGUACCGUUUAUUUGCGCUUUCCUUUCGAUACAAUACGCAAAACAAAACACAGUAAGACAUAAAGGUCAAUAAAAGUUAAUAUUUAGAAGUCUUGAGACAUAACGGUAAAUGAUUACACCAUUUGUGGGUCAUUUUGUGACAGUUAAUGGUCGAUAAUAUACAAUGUGAUUGUUGUUGCAUCCAAUCAUAAUGAGUCGUCUUAAGUUACCUUACCAGGCUUGUCGAUCUGUGUACCUGCGCCGGUAAUUCGAGGUCUUAAACGUUUUCUCACAAUGUCUGAGGUCUCUGAGGUUGAAGACGGCGUGGUCAUCAUUGACUGUGUGGCAAUUUUUUAUGAAGAGGGCGAAGGAGGCGAACAUUAUCGCAACAAGAAUAAGUUUAGAUGAUGGGUUUCGAGAAUUGAAAAACGCCUUGUAAAGUACAAAGCGAAAAUUUGGUAAGUUUGCUUCUUAACAGCGCGGCGUCAUCCUCGGAGACCCGGGGCAGAUAAAGGGGGCGAGGGAAAGUCUAAACGGGCGGAAAAAUAUAUAUGGAACGAAGAAAAGUAAAGAACGGCGAGAAGAGCCCCUGGGACAAUGUCUUACCAGACCAGUUCCAAACCGUCGCCGCCGUUCUGGCUUCUGAUUGGUGCCAGUGUUUUUCUGGCACCAAUCAGAAGCCAAAACGGCGGCGACCGUUUGGAACUGGUCUGGUAAGACAUUGUCCCAGGGGCUCUUCUCGCCGUUCUUUACUUUUCUUCGUUCCAUAUAUAUUUUUCCGCCCGUUUAGACUUUCCCUCGUCCCCACUAUCUGCCCCUGGGUCUCCGAGGAUGGCGCGGCGUCUGAUCUGACCCCUGAGAGACUGACGUGCUAGACUAGACUCACUUUAUAUCAAAACUCGCACUAGACGUGCGUGAAAGGGUUUUGGUUGGUUUGUUUUUCGCGCUUUCAAGAGUUAUUUUUAUUGGAGUUAAUUAGCUGUUGGGUCGAAAUACCAAAAGGCUGAACGAAUGUAGUUUAUUUUUCAGUGAAAAUUUGCGGAAAAUUGCGAACUACCAAAAUAUUUUAAAAAAACAUGGACAUCUGGUGCAUAAAUGCCUGAGAUAAUUAAACGCGCUAGAUGGAAGCAACCAUAACUAUGCGCAACCGAUUAUAAAUGUGAUUAAAAUAUGCGGUAUCGGUAUUUAGACGAUUUUCGACGCGGUAUUUCGGUAUCUGCCAUUUUUUCUUACGGUAUUGCGGUAUUGGGUACCCCCCAAUGUCCCCCUCCGUAACGCAAAAAACCCACCGUUAAAUCGCCCCACCAGAUAUAAGGCGCCCGGGGGCUUGUGCUUGGAAAAUUGCCCUCAAAUACAAAGUAAAACAAAGCCAAAACGGUAAAUUUACUUCCAACUAUAAGGCUAGACCAAUCGAUUUUGAAACGCAAAUUUCCCUCCGUAUAAAAGCCCUUCCAAAAAUAAGCCCCUCAAAAAGGGCCUUUGAAAAAUAUAAGCCCCGAGGCUUAUUUUCAGAAUUUUACGGUAUGACCAGAAAGCCUCAGAGCCAUCCUAGAAUUUUAAUAUAUCGAACGUGGGCUAUUAAUAUGCAGUGAGCUUAAUACACGUGUCACUGUAAUUCGUUUGGAAUCAUUUUCUUGCAGCCUUAACUUAUUGAUUCCUCAACCGAUUAAGGUGUAACUUUGGUGUAUGACACAAGUGGAUAUGCUUGUUCAAGGUAACUGUACUCUUUGCCUUUUCAUUUUCGCAUGCUUUAUUUAGGCCCAAUACCGUCUAGGAUCGUGUCUUUUUGCUCGCGAAAGAUUUAAAGAAGCUUUGGACGCGUUCUCAAGAUCUUUGCAUUCACUACUGAACGACUCCUCAAGCUCAGAGAAAGACAGAAUGACCACUUUGAAUCAACUUUUGCAAGUGGCAUUAAAACACCCAGGUAUUUUUGUUUAGUUUAUUUACUUCAUUAACAUGCGCUUCUUGUUUUGAAAACGAGGUACAAAAAUGUUUAUUUUGAAUUAUUGGCUUAACCUAAGCCGAUUUUAGAGGGAUUUGUACAAUUUGGAAAUGGGUCUUGUUUCAUCGUGUUCUUUCUGGAUAUUCCAACCUAUCCCAUAAUUUCACAAUUUAGUUUUUGUGACGUCAUCUCUUCUGGUCUCAAUGUCAAAAUCAUUGAUCUGACAGACAGCAGCACAUAUUACGGAAACAUUUCGAAAGAAUUCAUCUUCCAAACCAUGGAAACGUAGAGCCUCACACACACGAGAUUUAUGUAUUCAAUAUUGUGAAGCACACGUUUUAGUCAGCUUGUGCUCUUGAAACGUCCAACUUUUCGUAAGCCAGGUAAUGAAAUCAUACCACCUAUCUUUAGGUGGCACAUCUGGUAUCCACUACAGCGUUCCUCGAAACCUACUCCAAACAGUAAUCACUGAGGCUGUGGAUGAUAAAGACUGGUACCGACUUCAUCUUCUCUUCAUGGGCGGUGGAGGAGAAAAACGUUUUCAGAAAGGCUCAGGGGGCCUGGGAACUGGCUGCGACGCAAGUAGUGUUCCCUUGGAAGAAGUCAUUCACUGCGAUUUCAAAGAUCUUACAGACUUUAUAAGCGUCUUAUUGGAUCACAAAGCCAGCUGUGAUCCUCCAAAGGGGCGCGAAAAUCCUGUUGAUGUUGCCAUUCAAUUGCGCAAAUUUGAUGUUGUGAAUAUUCUGAUGAACAGAUGCAAAAAAGCAGGGCCGUUCCGCGAGACAACCAGCACAAGUAAACCCGUUAAGGUAUGAAUGAACAUGAGAAGCGACUUUUUUCUGCGAACCUGCAUAGAUUCAUUGGAUUGUCUCAGUUAAAAAUCUCUGUGAAGGUUUAUAAGCGGCGUCACACGCUCCAAGGAAUCGGAGUUUGAAGGAUCCCAACGUUAAAAAUUUUAAUUCUUACUAUGCAUACAACUUACCGCUUACGAUCUCGUGAAAACCAGGCUUCUGUAGUAACAAGUAGAAUCGGAAAAAUAAUUCAGUCACAUCACUGGUUAUCACAUUGAUAUUCCUCCCACUUUAUUUUUUCAGCGAACGUUCAAGGCCGAUGCUUUGGAAGCUAUACGUAAGGACGACAAUGGCAAAGCAAUUGAACUGUUAAAGCUGUCUUUAAAACACGACAAAAGCGGCAUUGAAGAAGAACGCAAAACGCUUAAGAGUUUGUGCGAGUUGUACUUUAGAGAGGCCUCGUUCAAGGAAUGUCUCGAAACAGGAAAGAAGUUAAAAUCUACUUUCUGGGGAGAGAAAAGUGAGGAUAAUAAUUCCUUCAGGGUAAGUUCAUCAUCAGCACCAUGGCCACCAUCAUCUUCAAAUUCACCAUCACCGUCAUCAUCAUCGUCAUGAUUAUCGUCGUCAUCAUCAUCAUCAUCAUCAUUAUCGGCCUCGUCAUCAUUAUUAUCAUCAUCGUCGUCAUCAUCAUUAUCAUCAUCGUCAUAGUCAGCGUCAUCAGCAUCUUCAUCAUCAUCAUCAUCAUUAUCAUCAUCAUUAUCAUCAUCAUCAUCGUCAUCAUCAUCGUCAUCAUCUUGUAUCUGUACUGUGCAUGCGGUAGCUCCGCUUUGCUUGCGUGUAAUUGUUAUGGAUGCUUUUUUGUCUUUUGCUAGAUCGAACAAGCUAAGCAAUGGAAAAAAUGGGGCAACGAGCUUCACAAGGAAAGCAAAUACGAGUUCAUGGCUGAGUUCUACAGUCUUGCUUUGGCGUUCACACCGCUAUCAAACAAGGAGAUAAUGACAGCUCUCCUCUCUAACCGAUGUUUGGCGUUUAAUAAGUUGGAAAAGUUCAAAGAAGCUUUAGCAGACGCAGAAGAAUGCAUCAAAAUUAAGCCUGAAUGGUUCAGGGUGAGUCGCCUUUUUAGCUUUGAAAAUGUUCACAAAUCUCAAAGACCAUUAGUAUAGGUAAUAGCAAGAUUUGUAGUGAUAUUUGGCAUAAAUACCACAAGUGAUAUUUCAAAAUUGUUAUACAUAAUUUCACGAGCCGUUAGGCGAGUGAAAUUUGAGACAACUUUGAAAUAUCUCGAGUGGUAUUUAUGCCAAAUAUCACGUACAAAUCAUGCUAUUAUUUGUUUAUACUACUACCCACAAAAGGGUUGUAAUUUUCACAUGUAGGUAUUUCAAAUGAAGCUGAAAUACCAUUGCUCUAAGCCAAUCAAAUUGCAGAAAUUUCUCAUGUAGUAAUAUAAAAUAAGAAAUAAAAGGUAUGGGUACAGAUCUAGAUGCGAUAUGACUGAUGUCGUGCUGUUUAGUCAUCUCUGUGCUCGUCUUGAAAAUGGUUAAAUCUUGGGAGUGUUUUAUUGAAGUGCAAAAAGUUUCAAGGUGCAUUAUGUGUUGAUGAUAUAGAGGCUUCUAGGUAAAUCUCACACGCCCUUCCCAUAAUUGUUACUUCUGUAAACCUAUCUUGCUCCAUUUUUUUUCUGUUAGGGACAUUCGCGUCAGGGAACUUGCCUAUGUCACCUAAAACGAAAGGAAGAAGCUCUUGAAGCGUUCUGUAAAGCACAUACCUACGCUUUAACUGAGAAAGACAAAAAUGCCACUGCCGAUGACGUAAUUUCCGUCGCUAUGGACAUAGAAGGUUGGUGACCUGCCUUGGACCUUUCCAAAUAGACAACCGUGACAAGAAGCUGCUGAUACAAUAACGAUAUCUAACAAUAAAAGCAAUAAAUUGAGAUCCGUUCACACACACAGUAGGUGUAAAUCUAUACGUUCAACGAGAAACGCCUAAUGCUCUUAGACUGGUUGGCUAUUUGUACAUGUGUCACCAAGCAAUUCUUCUUUUUCCUGUUUUUGAGUUGAACCGAGAUUGGUGGUCAUAAGCUCGUGACUUGUUUUUUAAAAAGCAUCAGAAGUAUUAUUAUUAGUAUUUAUUCUACCCCCUCAACUAGACAAUCUUUCUUUCUAUUAGACUACUUCUCUUUCAAAGGUUCUAAUAAAGGCUCACACAGCCUUUUUCCCUUUGAGAUUAACCUCGUAUAGUCGACCAGUUCUUGCACCAACCCACUCACGGUCUCUUCUGAGGCUGGCAAACGAACCUUACUAUUCCAACAGGAAUCAUAUAUUUUCAUAGUUUUUUCCUCCUUCGUGACAAUUUUCUGGGGGUCCAAGAUGCAGUGGUUAUGUCCAAGCCAUUGGAUACUCCGCAUAACAAGUCAUACCACCUUGCCUGGGUAUGAAUGGCAGACAUUUCCCUCGAAAAUAACCGACACAUAUGGGAAAGUAACCGCAUGUUUCUGUUUAGUUGCAGAUAGA
Molecule: messenger RNA, 7087 nt
Organism: Porites lobata
Lineage: Eukaryota; Metazoa; Cnidaria; Anthozoa; Scleractinia; Poritidae
Source: the annotation of a GenBank genome assembly